UACAGUUCAAGUACCCAUUUAGCCGGUUUGGACUCUGAAUAUUGGAUAAUGGAUACCCACUUUCACAACCACACAAUCGAAGAACCCUAAACCUAAUCCCUAAUUCAUCUCCGAUCCUCUUCCAUUUCUCCCUGCAUUUCCAUCACAAAAUCCGAUUCAUUACUCGUAAUUUCACUCGGAUCACUCUAACAUCAACGAUCGCUCUGUUUCGUUUUGUGCGAUUUCAAAAAUCUCAGGUUUUCGCGAUUUUAUUCAUGCAUAAUACUAAGUUUGAUUUACUCAAGCGAGGUUAAAGACUUCAACAAGGAUUUUUUUCAGCUGCUUAGUUUGGUAUUUGAUUCCACUGACGCUUUUAAAGUCACUGUCUUCAGAAACACUGUGAAUAUGGGUGAUUGUGAUGACAUGUUAGCCUCGGAGACAGCAGAACACAUGGUUUCUAUCCAUCCACUUGCUAUCUCUCCACCUCUCUCUAAGCCGCGUAGGAAUCGAUCUGAAGCUUGGAAUCACUUUACAAUAGAGUCAGAAACAACGAAGAAAGCUAAAUGCAAUUACUGUGGCUCCUUGAUCAAGUAUGAUAAAGGAACUAGUGCCAUGAGGGCUCAUUAUACGAGAUGCAAGGAUAAGGAUGAACCCAAGAACGAUGUUAACAAGAGGCAAAAGUCAGUUUCGUCCUCAACGGAAAAUGUGGAGGGAAAUAUUUGUACUUCUCCUUUGACACCCGUGUUUGACCAAGAGGGAAUCCAAAAUGUAGUGGUGAAGAUGUUCAUAGAUAUGGAUAUUCCUCUUGAGCGCGUGGAGCAUGCAGGUUUUCACAAUUUUAUGAGCGUUGUGCUACCGAGAUUUAAGGUCCCCUCAAGCAUUGAAUUAGCUCAUGAUGUUUUGAGACUGUGGGGUACAGAAAAAACAAGGUUGAAGAAGUUUCUUUCUCAACACUGUCAACGAGUCUGCCUCACUGUUGACACAUGGACUUCUGCUGAAAGCUUUUGUUACAUGUGUUUGACAGCGCAUUUCAUCGACAAUGACUGGAAGAUGCACAAGAAGGUUUUAAAUUUUUCUCAAGUCACAAGCCACUCACAAGUGGUUAUGGCUAAGAUAGUGGAGCAGUGCUUGAAUGAAUGGGAGGUAAAUUGUGUGCUUAGUUUAACGAACGACAUUGUCUCACUUAAUGAUGGUGAGACUCCACAUCUGAAAGACCAGCUUGUGUCUCAGAAUAGUUUAGUUCUGAAUGGAGACUACAGUCAUAUGCAUUGUUGUGCAUAUUUUUUGAAUUUGAUCGUGAAAGAAUGUUUAAAGGAAGUUGAUGAUUCUAUUGUGAGAAUUCGUUCUGCCGUGUGGUACAUAAGAUCUUCUCCUUUGAGAUUUUCUAGAUUCAAAGCAUGUAUUGAGCAACAAAACAUUGAAUAUAAAGGUUUCUUUUGUCCAAAUUUUGAAACAAGAUGGGACUCGACAUAUUUAAUGUUAGAUGAUGCAUUGAAACAUCGUAAGACAUUUGAAAAUCUUGAGGUGAAAGAUCUUAAAUAUGUUGAUGAGUUAAAGAAGGAAAAAGGUGUCCCUACAAUUGAAGAUUGGGAAAUUCUACGCUCAAUCCUUCCUUUUUUGAAAUUGUUUUAUGACGCUAUUCUACGCAUCUCUAGUUCCUCUUGUGUGACUAGCAAUCUGUAUAUGUUUGAGGUCCUUGGUAUUGGAAUUGCAAUUAAGCAAAUGUGCAAUUCUGAAGAUAUACAUAUAAGUUUAAUGGCCAAAAACAUGAGAAAGAAAUACGAUAAGUUUUGGGGAAAUCCCCGUAGCCUAAACAUGUUGUUGCUGGCAGCUCUCGUAUUAGACCCUAGACACAAAGUGAAAUUUGUAAGUUGGUGUGCCGAUAAAAAUUAUAAUGGCGGGGAGGCAACUUAUUUGAUAGAUAAGUUAAAGUCUUCUUUGAAUUCCCUUUUUGAAGAGUAUAAUGGUGGAUCAGAGGUGUCUCACACUAACUCUAACGAAGGCGGUUAUAAUGAUCCAUAUGGCUUCAAUAAAUUUUACCAGUCAAGUGAGUUCAACAAAUCUGAAUCCGAGUUAAGUAAGUACUUAGACGAAGCUUUAGAGAGUUGUGGAGAUUUGGAUGUCCUAAACUGGUGGAAGGUAAACUCAAGCCGAUUUCCAAUCAUUGCAAACAUUGCAAGAGAGGUUUUGGCAAUACCUGUCUCCACCGUGACCUCUGAAUUUGCCUUUAGUCUCGGUGGAAGGGUGCUUGAUUCAUAUCGAAGUUCUCUACCGCCAAUAACAAUGGAAGCUCUUAUUUGCGUCCAAGAUUGGCUUACGGCAACUUCUUCACCUUUGCAUACAAAUGUGGAAUUUGAGAAUCUUAAAAAGAUUGAGCAAGAACUGAUUUCUUUACAUGAUGUUGCUGGUCUUGAUAAUGAUUGAUGGAGACGAAGCAUGUAAAGUGUAGACCCUAUUUAUAAUAGGACUGACAUGGUAGAAUUAACAACAUACGGAAAGGGAGAAAAGAAGCGAAUGAUAGAGAUAAUUGUUGGAGA
Vicia villosa (hairy vetch) is the source of this 2516-nucleotide messenger RNA. RefSeq names its product zinc finger BED domain-containing protein RICESLEEPER 2-like. The coding region runs from base 385 to 2403 and encodes 672 amino acids. Gene Ontology annotation, molecular function: DNA binding; protein dimerization activity. NCBI's taxonomy places the organism in Eukaryota, Viridiplantae, Streptophyta, Magnoliopsida, Fabales, Fabaceae. The transcript is spliced from 4 exons. The record is from RefSeq and is a predicted model, not a curated record.